GCAGCUUCCGGUUCCGGUUCCGGUUCCGGUAGGGGCAGGUUGUGCUCCAGACCAGGGCUCCCAGGAUGGCAGGGAGCCGGCUGGAAACGGUGGGCAGUGUGUUCUCACGGACGCGGGACCUGAUGCGGGCCGGGGUGUUGAAGAAGAAGCCUCUGUGGUUCGAUGUGUACGACGCCUUCCCCCCGCUGAGGGAGCCGGUCUUCCGGAGGCCCCGCCUGCGGUACGGCAAGGCCAGGGCGCCCGUCCAGGACAUCCUGUACCACGAGGACCGCGUGCGAGCGAAGUUUUAUUCAGCCUAUGGAUCUGGCCCAAAAGCUUUUGAUCUGUUUAAUCCAAACUUCAAGUCUACCUGUCAGCGGUUUGUGGAGAAAUACAUUGAGCUGCAGAAACUUGGAGAAACAGAUGAAGAAAAGUUAUUUGUGGAAACAGGCAAGGCUUUGUUGGCAGAAGGUGUCAUUUUACGACGAGUAGGAGAAGCAAGAACUCAGCACGAAGGUGGUCGUGGUUCCAGGAAAUCCGAACCAGGGAGUGGCAGACCCCAGGCCUUGGAGGAAGAAGACCAGACACUGAAGGAGGAGCCACAGACCCCACAGGAGGCGGCAUCCAAGGGGCAGGAGAGUGGCCUCCCACCCACCUGAGGACCGUGUGGAGAUGAGGCCUAAGCUGUAAGCACAGCUGGAAACACAG
Messenger RNA from Ochotona princeps (American pika), 687 nucleotides. RefSeq names its product mitochondrial ribosomal protein S23 (gene MRPS23). The transcript is spliced from 5 exons. Gene Ontology annotation, cellular component: ribosome; mitochondrion. Gene Ontology annotation, molecular function: structural constituent of ribosome. NCBI's taxonomy places the organism in Eukaryota, Metazoa, Chordata, Mammalia, Lagomorpha, Ochotonidae. The record is from RefSeq and is a predicted model, not a curated record. The coding region runs from base 66 to 638 and encodes 190 amino acids. Gene Ontology annotation, biological process: translation.